This is a messenger RNA of Branchiostoma floridae (Florida lancelet), 3545 nucleotides long. RefSeq names its product MAP/microtubule affinity-regulating kinase 3-like. Gene Ontology annotation, molecular function: ATP binding; protein serine/threonine kinase activity. Gene Ontology annotation, cellular component: spindle pole; nucleus; centrosome. The record is from RefSeq and is a predicted model, not a curated record. The transcript has a single exon. NCBI's taxonomy places the organism in Eukaryota, Metazoa, Chordata, Leptocardii, Amphioxiformes, Branchiostomatidae. Gene Ontology annotation, biological process: protein phosphorylation; regulation of cytokinesis; mitotic cell cycle. Bases 420 to 3116 code for a protein of 898 amino acids.
GGGGCCUCCAUUGGAUUAAAAUGAAACUUGUACAGUCCAACUCUUUGCAAAAGUGUAAAAUAUAGUAAGUAACGAUAUUGCAAAGGCAUUGGUGUCUACUUGUAUGUCCUGUGUAAUGCUAUGAUGAGUGAACAAAAAUUUACAAAGAUAUCCUAUUCCUCGAAGUCGACGGUUCGUCCAUCCGGGUUUUACAUAUAGGGCACCGCCAAGCAUGCUUGAGUCAACAACGUUCCAAGUCUGGCGCAUGCCGGGCCUGACGCAACGGGCCAGCUGCUAUUUUGGGUCGCCUCUGUAACUGUUUAUUGAUAGCAGCCUCCAUACGAAGAGAAGGCUGUGGAUAUUUAACCCCUGAUGACGAUUUUCGCGCGAGACCAGAGAUAAAACUGUGGAGUGGGAGAGAGAGAGAGAAAGGGACCAACAUGUCUAUCAAGGUACACUUACCGAGAUCCGCCCCUCGGCCGAGAUUCCUGACCGACCCUAACACGGGAGAAGAGUACAAAGUGUGCGACUUGCUUGGGAAGGGAGGGUACGGAGCGGUUUACAAGGUAAGCGAUACCGAAGACUUGGAGCUUGCUAUAAAAGUCAUCCGGAAAAAGGAGGCCCACCACGACCGCUACCGAUGCAACUCCCAGUGGCAGGAGAUUGAAAUCCACAGCUCUCUCUCUCACCAGAAUGUCAUCGCAUUUCAUAGCUUCUUCGAGGACACUUUACACUUCUAUCUUGUUAUGGAAUACUGCUGUAGAUCACUGGAUGACAUGUUGAAAGAGAAGCCCGUGGUCGGGGACAGCGAGGCAAAGUUUUGGUUCCGCCAAAUAGUCGAGGGAACCAGCUAUCUACACGCCAUGGAAAUCGUGCACGGGGACUUAAAACCAAGAAAUAUCUUACUGACAGAGGACAUGGAGGUCAAAAUAGCCGACUUCGGCAUUGCUACGAACCUUGCCGACGGUAAGUCGAGCAAGAUACGAGGAACUCCGACCUACAUCGCCCCCGAAGUGCUGUCAGGCGAUGGCUUCAGUUUCAAAGCAGAUGUGUGGGCUCUUGGGUGCAUCUUGUACAGAAUUCUGAUCGGACAGAGUGUGCUGAAGGAAAAGGGCAUCAGCACAAGACAAGUUGACCAACUAAAGCGACAAUCGAAAGUCUUCCUGAUAAAGAUGUCUCUACCAUUUUCUGUUUCUCCGGUGGCAAAAGAUCUCAUUCAAAGGAUGCUCAGCUGGACCCCAAGGUCACGUCCAACUCCAGAUGAAAUCCUGAAAAGCAAGUACUUUAAUGAACCCGAGAGGAGACCGUCAUGGCUGAAGAGAAAACCUCGUGUUCUUGCCAACGGAGAACGCGUCGAUCGCAGACCGUCAAUAGUCAAGCGGCUCGAGCGGAAACUCUCCAGGAAAGUCAAGCGGGAAGAUGUCAUGUUCGCAGCUGAUCGCGACGAAAAUCCCUCAACGGACGGGAAUAAGGAGAACUGUGUCGAUUCUACAGGACAUUCACCCAACCUCCUUGCCCCGCCAACACCAGAAGCAACCAAUACGGAUGAUAACCAAGGUGCGGGCAGUCGCCAACCUUCACCAUCAAGAUCACCUCUUUUAUCACAACGUACGCUUCCGGUUCAAGACACGCACAAUACGUCACUUCCUCCAGCUCCGAGCCGUCUGCCAUGUCCCACGACUCCGAAGAUGAAAAGACCUCCAUCACUAGCACACACGCAUGCGCAGAGACUAGAGAGAACAGCUCCGGCUCAAUCGUACCCAUCAAGUCCUCAGAUACCAAGAUCAUCUUUGAUUGGUCACAGCCCCGUACAAAGAAGACGAGGAAUAAGGCGGCAAGACGUCAUCGGAAGAGACCCUUGCAGAGGGACGUACGCGGUUGAGUCAACCAUUCAACCACUGCGGUCUCCUCGCAGGGACUCUAUCACAGAUAACGAGUACAACGACCUGUUAGUCAGAUCUAGAAGUCCCCCAGGAAGACAUGUCACUCCCGCCAUUGUCGUUACGGACCAGACUGUCAGGCGAAACCAGGCGCCAGACACUCCGCGCACGCGUGCUCGAAGAGCCUACAUCGCUCCAGAGUUUGAGGACGAAGACGAGAUCGAAACGAAAGCUUUCAUCACCAAAAGGAGGCAUUCGGCCGAUUCUGCAAGGAUAAGAAAAGAGACAACGCCAUGUGUUCUACAAAUACCUGUGGACGAUGUCUACACCGCAACAAAUGUCCCAAUGGCACAGACAAGCCCGACUCUCUCACGUCUACCUCUGUCGAAGUUAGACAUUGCAACAGCUAGCACGGAAUCUCUGGCCAAACCGUGCUCAACUGUCGAUACAGAAGACCGAUCACGGGCAGUGUCACGGCAGUCAAGCCCGGUUUCAAAGUCAGCACGUCUAAGUACCAGUCAGUUAACGCUGGCAAGCCCACCUGCUUCACCUAAAAGAAUAUCAGGACCAGGGACACCAAUACAAUCUCCCCCAAGAAGCCCACGACUGUCACAACCACAGACACCAAUACAAUCCCCUCCGAGAAGCCCAAGAAUGAAACGACCAGGAACACCUGUACAGUCCCCUCCAAGAAGCCCAAGACUUAGUCUUCCUCCAAGUCAAUGCUCGUCGAUAACGGAUAUCACAGCACAAGCGAUCCGGAGUCCUCUCAGAAGCCCACCAUUUAUUCCAUCACAGAGUCCACCCCGUGUGUUUUUUGCAAAGACACCCUCUCCAGUCGACACAGAAACGUCUCCCACAUUCGCCUGGCCUGAAGAAAUGCCAGAUGAUACAUCUGACGACGACUUCCAAACCUGCCAGAUCGACACCCCCUGCUCAACGUUACCUGGGGGUAGAAAAUCCAGGUGCAUUUCCGAGCCAACACAGUUGCCAAGUAUGGCGGAAUCAGAGGACACUUGCACACCACCAGCAAGUCCAACCAACAUGGCGGACUGGGACGACGCGUCGACGUCAUCAGUAAACAUGGCAGAACAUUCGUACACCUCCGAGACCACCGUAACGUUGAAGAGCCCGCAGAUGAGCAGAAUCGACCAAUCGCGACAAGGCAAGAGGAAAUUCAAAAGGAUGUUUUUCAAAGGGAUGAGCAAGAGUACUUCCGAAGAAGAUGACUUCAUGACGUGUGACGAAGAUAUGUGAAUGUACAUGAAGACUGAGUAAAGUGAGACAGAGAAUGUGCAAAGUAUGAGCAUAUAGAGAGAGGUUCUAGUAUGACGAUUGAGGUAAGUGCGCCGACAAAGAGGUAGCGAUUCGUUCUUGAAAUUCCAGUUGAUGCGCAAAAGUGUGAAAAAAAAGUUAAGAAACAAGAACUGUUUGAGCGACAAUGAAAAAAAAAAAACUACAGAAAAUGCACAGGAAGAACGGCACAAUUAUCAACGUAGAAGCUCACACUCGUGUUGUACAAUUACUGACCCAAAAGAACAGUGAGUCAUGGCUUCGCCUAUGUAAAUACGUUGAAAAGAAGCAAUCGAGAUUGUACAAAAAAUGUAAAUAUGAUUGACAUAUCUUCUAUACUAGCUGUACAACAGCAAGUCACUCAAAAAAUUACAAGUGGGUGAGGACAAAUCA